Raphanus sativus (radish) is the source of this 822-nucleotide messenger RNA. Its product is annotated as MATH domain and coiled-coil domain-containing protein At3g27040-like. The record is from RefSeq and is a predicted model, not a curated record. Gene Ontology annotation, molecular function: protein binding. NCBI's taxonomy places the organism in Eukaryota, Viridiplantae, Streptophyta, Magnoliopsida, Brassicales, Brassicaceae. The transcript has 4 exons. Bases 4 to 822 code for a protein of 272 amino acids.
ACAAUGGGGAAUGAAGCUGAUAAGAAGUUCACUUGGGUUAUUAAGAAUUUCUCCUCUUUGGGAUUCAAGUCUGUUAGCUCUGAUGUAUUCGUGGCUGGUCGCUGCAAAUGGCGUCUUUGCGCCUUUCAAUGGGAAGUUGACAACUGCAGUUCUUCUUUAUAUCUGUAUUUGGCUGUUCCUAAUCAUGAAUCUUUACCAUCUGGAUGGAGACCACACGCUAAAAUCUCCGUUACUAUUGUAAAUCAAAUUCCUGGAGGAGUCUCUCAACUGAGAGAAGCUCAAUACUGGUUUGAUCAAAGGAACAUCGACUGGGUUUUUCCAUCGAUGAUUCUUCUUUCAGACCUUUAUGCUAGAGAUAGCGGGUUUCUUGUAAACGAUGAACUAAAGAUUGUUGCAAAGGUUGAUGUUCUUGAAGUUGUCGGUGAACUAGAUGUACCAGUGGUAACUACAGACUUCGUGGAUAUCAAUGGGUUUCAAGUCCUUGCUUCACAAAUAGAAUCUGUGAACAGUUUAUUUAAAGAUCAUCCAAACAUUGCAUCAAAUGUCCGUGCAAAGAAUCCACAUCUGAGAACAACAUACUUGAAUGUCCUACUAGGCCUGACUACGAUUCUAUGCAAGUCCUCUGGCGAACUCUCCAACAGUGAUCUUGAGGAAGCAUAUUCUGCAGUGAGAUUUGUGACAAAAGCGGGGUUUAACUUGGACUGGUUAGAGGAGGCAUUGAAAGAGGCUUUUCAGAUUCAGAUUCAAGAAAUUGAGGAAAAGUUGAAUGAGUUGACUGAAAAGCGUGCACACAUGAAUACGCUGCUGAAGACCCUAGAAUGA